AUGCAGCAACAGUCGAAAGCGAGUUUCGCUGAAGAAGAGAACACACCUGUCAUGGCAGAAUCGAAUGUGGAUGGUAACAUUCCACCCAUGAAAACGCCAAUUAGCUCUGCAAAGUCAUCGUUAGCGUUUAUCGAAUCAUUACCCAACAUUGUGCAAACCGCGUUAAAUCAAGUGGCCCAAGAUGAAGGCUUCACAAAUGGACGAUACACGAUCAAUGUUGAGGAUGGUACAAUCAAAGGGGAUGGAUUCAUAGCCGAAAUGAUCAGGGCUUCCCUAUCCGAGGGUGAUCGCCGAAACGCAUACCUCUGCAAGAUACCGUCCAUGAACGAAGCGCGACGGCAGCAGGAUGGUACCAUGGAAAUCUUUGAGCGCGAGAUAACCAUGUACAACGAGAUACUUCCGGCGAUGUUCACCUACCAGGAGAAGAAAGGCAUUGGUCGGGUGGAUGGUUUCUUCAAUAUUCCGAAAUGCUACUAUGCGCGCUUCGAACAGCAAACCCAAGAAGCGAUCAUUGUUAUGGAGGAUCUACGAUCGCUGGAUUACCGCAUGUAUUGCAAACAGACGCCAGUUGACUUCCAGCAUGCCCAAUUGCUAAUGGAGCACGUGGGUCGGUACCAUGCGGUCUCGUUGGCGAUGAAACGUGACCAGCCGGAAGAGUUCGAAAGGUUUAAGAUAGAAAAUCCAUUGAAAAAUACGUUACGAACUCCCGAAGCUCCAUUCUUAAUGGUACUGAGGAAAACGGCAGCUGAUGCGCUGGAAACUUUGGAGCCCCAUGAAGCGAUCGAACGAACCAAGAUGCAGCAAAUGAUUGACAAUAUGAUGGAGGAAUUCGUAAGGUUUGAUGAUAUUUCGUUGGUAGAACCGUUUGGUGUACUUCGGCACGGUGAUUGCUGGAUAAACAAUAUGCUGUACCGAUAUAAGGAUGAUGCUCCCGAGAAUAUCAUUUUGCUCGAUUGGCAAGUUUCGUGCUAUGGCUCGCCCGUUCUCGAUUUGGUAUAUUUCAUCUUUUGCUGCACGGACGAAGAGUUUCGGCGUCUUCAUUACGUCGAAAUGUUAGACAUCUACCACAACUCGCUCUCAGCGCUGCUCAAACUGCUUGGCCACGACCCACAGCAAGUGUUCCCGCGUUCUGCCCUUGACCUUCAAUUGCAACUAUUCGGCCGGUUCGGUUUAAUGCUGGCUGUGCUGCUUGUUCCGUUGCAGUGUACCGCCAGUGAAGAUCUUCCCGAUUUGGACGACACUGCGGAAACGUUUCGAGACACGCAGACUUUCGAUGCCGCUGUCUUCACGAAAAACGCCAAUCAAAUUGCCUUUCGCAAGCGUAUGAGUGGGGUAAUUCGUGACACAAUUCGAUAUGGGUAUAUGUAA
Messenger RNA from Anopheles nili, 1368 nucleotides. RefSeq lists its product as uncharacterized. Bases 1 to 1368 code for a protein of 455 amino acids. The record is from RefSeq and is a predicted model, not a curated record. NCBI's taxonomy places the organism in Eukaryota, Metazoa, Arthropoda, Insecta, Diptera, Culicidae. The transcript is spliced from 2 exons.